AAUUUUUACAAGUAUCUUUACAAAUUCUGCGGUUAAAACUCAACAGCUGAGUGGAUGAAUAUGAAACGUCCAAGCAAUGAAAGCAGUUUAGAGUUUAAUUUUAGAUCGAGUAUUUAGAAAAUCCACUUUUAAAAGCGCAGGUUUGGUCCAUUAAACGGCUCCUCUACGUCCGGUUCUGGCGGGAAUCGAGUCCUAUGUUGCUAGCUAGACCGGACUGGAAGAAUGGCGACAGGGAGGAGACAGAUGAAGAAAAAACACCCGGAGGAAAAAUCAGAUAAAAAGGUUUUUGAUUUUACAGAAGAGGAUGAAAAGAAAGAGCUGAGUGGUUCAGAGGACGAUGUUAGAGAAGCUGAAACUCCGAUAGUGGAGAAGCUGGCAAAGAAGAGACCUGCAGCUGACUUUGAAGUGGAGGAGGCAACAUCCGCUGUUGGAAAUGAGGUGCAGUCCAUGUUGGAGAAAUUUGGAGCUGAUAUCAGCAAGGUUAUGCAGGCCAAGAAGAAACGUCUGGAGUGUCUAACAAAGAACUACAUGAAGGGAAGUCAACACAAACUGGAGCAGCUGUGGAACAACUAUCACAGCCAGAGGCAGAAGAUGACUCAACAGUACUCUCAGCAGGUCUCCACAGCGCUGCAGCAGUGGGAGACUGAAGCCCAGCGAGCCGAGGAGCAGGAGGAGAAGCUCAACAAUCUGUUCAGACAGCAGCAGAAAAUCCUGCAGCAGGCCAGAGUGGUGCAGAGCCAGAAACUGAAGACUGUCAGAGAGCUAUACGAGCAGUUUGUGAAGAACAUGGAGGACAUGGAGAAGAGCCACGAGGCUUUCCUGCAGGGGGCGCAACAAGAGCUGAGGAAGGAGAUGGCCACCCUGCAGAAGAAGAUCCUCAUGGACACGCAACAGCAGGAGAUGGCCACCGUCCGCAAGUCGCUUCAGACCAUGUUGUUCUAACCUGCUGUUACCACGGCACCCACGGCUCGUUCCUACGUUGAGGAUGCAUUCUAGGUUGGUGUUACCGUGGUUUUUAUAGCCGUAAUCUUGCAGGGUUGUCAUGGUUACAUAGCUCCUAUGAACUAUAUUUAGUUCACGUUCAUGCUGGGACUUGGUCCUCUGUUAUGUUGUAGCAACAGUUUGUGAUUUCAGUGACUUUCUAAUAAAAAUAUGAAUUGUUUGUUCUGUCUCCUAUAGCUGAGUCAUGUGUUCACCCUGCUGUAUUUUUAUUUCAUGUCUGUCCACUACGGAGAACGGCCUCUAGUGGGCGCCGUUUAGAAUAGGUUUGGAGAGGCUGUUUUAGUGGCAGUAAAAGACACAGUUCAAGUCUUCAACAAGUUUCACUGUUAAUUUAGAAACGGUUAUAAUAUUUUUAGUGCAAAUGCUUUGUAUGAUGUGUUAAUUGGUAGAAGACUUGAGACAAAGAUGAUGAAAGUGAUCAUCAAAAUUUUAAACUGGAAAAUCAUCUUGAACUUCUGUGAAUGAGUAAAAAAAUAAAUAAGGUUCUUUUUGUGCAAUCCAGUUUGGUGCAAAGUCUUCCAUUUUCUGACAGUCAGUGUUUAGAGUUCAGUUUAAUUCAUU
Molecule: messenger RNA, 1563 nt
Organism: Xiphias gladius (swordfish)
Lineage: Eukaryota; Metazoa; Chordata; Actinopteri; Istiophoriformes; Xiphiidae
Gene: sycp3
Product: synaptonemal complex protein 3
Exons: 9
Coding region: 223-942 (239 amino acids)
Biological process (GO): meiotic cell cycle; spermatid development
Cellular component (GO): synaptonemal complex
Source: RefSeq, a predicted model, not a curated record